AUGCCAACAAUCAAACUUGAAAUUGUCGAAGCUCAUAAUUUAAUGAUCGCUGACAUUACCAGCAGUGAUCCAUACGUUGAAAUACAAGCCUCCAACGACAAGAAAAUCCUCAAAACUAAAGUCAUCAAGAAGAAUUUAAACCCAGUUUGGAAUGAAGAAUUUAUUAUCGAUCUGGAAAAUCCAAAACUUGAUACUUUGCAAUUUACUGUGAAAGAUUGGGAUCGAUUUUCAAAGGAUGAUCCAUUGGGAAAAUGUAAAAUUGUCAAUUUUUCGAAUUUCAUGAUGGGACAGACAAAUGACUUGUGGUUGAAUUUGCAAGAUAGUGAAACAGAUGCGAAAUUGCAUGUGGUUGUGACGCCAAUUGAUUUUGGAAAGUGUUUGCCAUGA
Molecule: messenger RNA, 387 nt
Organism: Naegleria gruberi
Lineage: Eukaryota; Heterolobosea; Eutetramitea; Acrasida; Naegleriidae
Exons: 1
Coding region: 1-387 (128 amino acids)
Molecular function (GO): calcium ion binding
Source: RefSeq, a predicted model, not a curated record